Naegleria lovaniensis is the source of this 1128-nucleotide messenger RNA. RefSeq lists its product as uncharacterized. Bases 1 to 1128 code for a protein of 375 amino acids. Lineage: Eukaryota; Heterolobosea; Eutetramitea; Acrasida; Naegleriidae. The transcript has a single exon. The record is from RefSeq and is a predicted model, not a curated record.
AUGGUGUGGUUCUCUGUUGAGGUGUUGUUUGAAUCUCAGACCAACAAUGUCCUAUCCAAUCAAUCGACACGCUCCGAUGAGUUGAAAAAGAAUAACAUCUUUCUCCAUGAAGCUCCACUCAAUGCUAAUUUGAUAGAAUUUAACUCUGCCCUUGGUAGAGUAAUUAAAGGACGACAUGUGCUUUUUACUGCAUUUCAAUACUUGUUGAGUAACAAUUUGAUAGAAUUAGCCUCCGAUGAAGCAUCAUUGAAAAAUAACAAGUGCAUGUUAUAUAACGAAUUAUAUCCUACAUUCCAAACGUGUUGUGAUUCAUUCUAUAUUGUAACACACAAAAUUCCAGUCAAUGUCCAAUUAAUUAACGACGAAAAAGUGAAUUUAAAAAAAGUCUGUCAGAAAUAUUUGAGUGAGACACAAUUUAUAGAAUUAUGUAAAUUAAUGGAUCAAGGAGAAAAGUUAAAAGACGAUGUUGCUGAUUCCAAUACUUUCGUUAAGUCGAUCACUUGUUUUGGACAAAAAAGUUUAUCUCAUUUGGACUACCAAACAAAUGAUGACAAGAGUAACACGAGGAAAAAAGACAACUCCGUCAUGACUCUAAGAAAACUAUUUAAUACUGAUAAUGAAAAAACAAAGAUCAACAUACAAGUAACCGUCAGCAACAUUGAAACACCCUUUCAUAUUCACUUACUAGCUUGUUCAGCAUCUUCAUCACAAAACGAUUCAAAACAAAAGAAGAGAAAACAUCGUCAAUUUAUUCCUAACGAAGAUCAAUUAUUGUCGACCAAUGAUGAAACAGGAUCUUUUUUCAGUAUUAAGAAAAAGAAGGUAGAGAAAAUUGGACCAAGACGACUUAAAAUUCCUGAUGAUCUCGCUCUUAAAAAGGAACAACUGGACUACAUUUCUGAAUCAAAUAGACUUAAAUCUCGGUUAAAAGAUGAUCGUCUUCAAAAGAUGAUUCUGGAAGUAGACGCUCAUCCUGAAAGAGAGAAAGUUUUGGAUUAUUUCUUAGAAACAGAACCACAAUUUCUUACUUUUUGCGAAGAGUUGUUAUUUGUGAUGGGAAGAAGAGAUGAGUCAGAUUUAAGGUCUGUACAUCAACUUGCAGAACAGCUUGCCAAUCACCACAAAUAA